AGUACAUACAUAUGUACAUAUGUAUGUAUGUAUGGAUAUUGCCUAGCUGUGUACUGACCAUGUGUGGGUACUGGCCGGGUGCCACAAUUGACCUGCCGUUGAAGUCAUCCUGCAAGUCCUCCAUUUCGGCCGUGUGGUUGUAGUUUUGUGCAUCCAUUUUCUGUUCCAUGUCCAGGAAGAUGUUGUGAAAGUUUCGAUAGUGGUCUUUUGGCGGUCGGCGGGGCGCGUACCUAUCUUUGUGUCCACGACCACCACCAACACCGCCACCGAUGCCGCGCGGAGGCUUUCGCGGCCGUGGCCCUCCAGGCGGACAUCCAGGCGGUGGUCCGGGUGGUGGUGGUCCCGGCGGUGGCGGACCGGGGGGCGGGGCGCCACAGGGCGGUGGGGGUGGCCGAUUCUGAGGCGGUCUAUAAUAUGCGUUAAAGUAACCCGACGGCCAUCGAUUAUUGUUACCGUAGUCCCACCUGUUUGGCUCGAGCUGUGCCUGUGUGCCGCCGUUCUCCCAGUACUGGCCAUUGACACUCACUCCGCACACAGCCAAACAAAUCAGGCAGAAGAGUCGCAGCAUCUCCAUCGCAUGUCUCAACCGCUUCACCGAUCGAACUCAACUGUUGCGCGCUGAGUCGAGCGGCGGCGGGGUCUUCCACGAAGAAAGCUACCCAGUUCAGGCAAAACGUUUUAUUGAUAUUCAGUUGAAUUUAUAAUUGAGUGCCCGCAUUAAUUAAUACAAAUACAAAUCAAAAUCAAACAAAACUCCACACUCAAGGGUGUGUUUUGGCACAGUGGUGGCCAAAAAAACACGCCCAAACACACACCCCAAAAGAAAUCAUUGAUUAAAGUUGCAUUUUAUCCGGGCAUAGACUCAAGGAAUGUGGCAUAUCUUAGCCCAAAUGCCAGUCGAAUGAUGGUGCUCUGGCUAUCCAAUUCAAUCAUCCAUCUACAGCUGACCUGCCUGCUCUCGGUCCUCCUCUCACGGUCGCGGCCCCUGGAAGCCUUGGAUGCCAUCGAGAUAGUCAACUAUCAGACCACCAAGUACACUCGACUCGGCGAUACUUGGACGCAGCAGGAGGAGGUGUCGGGCGGAGGGGCAGCCGACAGGGAGGAGAGCCUUUUGAAGUUCGACGACGAUGCUGAGGUGAUGCCACCCGCACCCGCCGCCGAGGUGCUGCACGAGGGCGCCUUCUGUCGGCGCAGCUUCGACGGGCGCAGUGGCUACUGCAUCCUGGCCUACCAGUGCCUCCAUGUGAUACGGGAGUACCGUGUGCACGGCACCCGCAUCGACAUUUGCACCCAUCGGAGCAACGUGCCGGUCAUUUGCUGCCCCCUGGCCGACAAGCAUAUCCUGGCGCAGCGCAUCAGCGCAACAAAAUGCCAAGAGUACAACUCCGCGACCAGGCGCCUGCAGCUGGCGGAUGCUGGCAGGACCUUCUCCGGCAAACAGUGCGUGCCCAGCGUGCCACUGAUAGUGGGUGGCACAGCCACGCGACACGGCCUCUUUCCACACAUGACCGCCCUGGGUUGGACGCAAGGCAGCGGCGACAUCAAAUGGGGCUGCGGCGGCACCCUCGUCAGCGAGCUGUACGUCCUGACGGCCGCCCACUGUGCCACCUCGGGUAGCAAGCCGCCGGACAUGGUGCGCCUGGGCGCUCAGCAGCUGAACGUGACCAGUGCGGCGCAGCAGGACAUCAAGAUCCUGAUCAUCAUUCUGCAUCCCAAGUAUCGAUCCUCGUCCUACUACCACGACAUUGCCCUGCUAAAGCUGACCAAGCGGGCCCGACUGUCGGAGCUGGUGCGUCCCGCGUGCCUGUGGCAAGUGCCGGAGCUGCAGAUCAAAAGCGUCGUGGCCGCCGGCUGGGGCCGCACCGAGUUCCUGGGCGCCAAGUCGAAUGUGCUGCGGCAGGUGAACCUGGAUCUGAUACCGCAGCUGCGUUGCAAGCAGAUGUACCGCAAGGAGCGGCGGCUGCCGCGCGGCAUCAUCGAUGCCCAGUUCUGUGCUGGCUAUCUGCCCGGUGGCCGGGACACGUGCCAGGGUGACUCCGGCGGACCACUGCACGCCGUGCUCCCCGAAUACAAUUGCGUGGCCUUCGUGGUGGGCAUCACGUCCUUUGGCAAGUUCUGUGCGGCGCCCAAUGCGCCGGGCGUCUACACGCGGAUAUACAGCUACCUCGACUGGAUAGAGAAGAUUGUGUUCAAGCAGCGCUAGACCUGGCACCUAGGAGAUUGGCGUUAAGUAAAUUUAACUAGACAUAUAUAGUAACCGCCCAUUCUAUUUAGUGACAAAGUAAAUUG
This is a messenger RNA of Drosophila obscura, 2289 nucleotides long. RefSeq names its product serine protease snake (gene snk). Gene Ontology annotation, biological process: proteolysis. Gene Ontology annotation, molecular function: serine-type endopeptidase activity. NCBI's taxonomy places the organism in Eukaryota, Metazoa, Arthropoda, Insecta, Diptera, Drosophilidae. The record is from RefSeq and is a predicted model, not a curated record.